GUAGAAGUAAAACCGAAAAGAGAAGUAGAACUGGUGAAUGAUAUUUUGAAGAAUUUAGUACACAUUUUUGAGAGAGAACUGGAUCAUUCAGUUUCUCCUGUCCAUAGAGAUUCCAGUAAUAGGAGAUAUGACAAUAAUCGAGAUAAUUAUAAUAAUGUCGUAAAUCAGUCUUUAGCUGUAAAUAAUACUGUUAAAGAUCCAGGUCAUAAUGCGGAUGAUGUGAGUAGAAAUUUAGUCGCGUUACACCACCUGGAGGUUUUACCUAGAAACAAUAUCACUUUUCUUAACGAUGGGAAAAAAAGAAGAAGAAAUAAAUCACAAACAGUAGAAGGUGGCAGAGACGUUCAGCGAUCAGAUGCUGAUGCGUCUAAGAAAGGAAAGAACAAAGUUAAGCUAUUUAUUAAAGAGAAGCAAAUCAAAAUCAUCGAAGACCAAGAGGUUUCCGGUCAAGCCUUCUUGAAAGGUGGGGAAUGCCAGGGGUGGACGAAAGAGCAAACGUUAAGCUUAUCUUCUAUGAAUACCCAGAAAAUACUGAAGCUUUGUGUACGUUAUGGUUUGCGGGAACAAGUUGAAGUUAGAGCCUUCAACAAUUUCGAAGUGGUUGGCGAUAGGCCUUCUGCAUUUACGUCGGACCAGGAAGUGAGCAAAAACAAUCAUUCUGAAGAUUACAUAACUAUAUACGGGAUACUUUUCUUGGAGCAGAAUUCCUCACCGUUCUGGAACAGUGGAAAGGUUCAUGGUACAGCUGACUCAGUGGUCGUUCGAUCACCACAGUUAUCAUAUUCUCAGGACAUGGUAAAGCUAGUUUUUGAGCUGAAGAAGAAAGUUGAAGACGGUCAUAAACAUCAAGCCAUUGCCAAGUUAAUCGCAUCCAAUAUGUUCUCGUCCCUGAAACCAGUAGUCAUGCUUACAGACUUCUUGACAUUUAAAUUCUAUUGGAUUGCUCCCUCUCAAUAUCUAAGGCUCUCCGGACGUUCCUCCGUCUCUUCGUCAUUCGCCCGCGCUUUGCUAGUUCCUGAUCGUGCGAUAAAUUAUAUGACGCCGGAAAACCUAAACAAGCUACCCCUCGACGAAAGAAGAGAUGUAAUUAGUCAAAUAACGAUAAUUAGUGAAGACGGAGGUGAUGAUAUAGCCAAUCUUGAUGAAUUCAUAGACGAAAUGGGACCAUAG
Messenger RNA from Acaulospora morrowiae, 1170 nucleotides. Lineage: Eukaryota; Fungi; Glomeromycota; Glomeromycetes; Diversisporales; Acaulosporaceae. The record is from the annotation of a GenBank genome assembly.